AUGGUCAAGGUCGAGGACAAGGCACCGGUCGGGGGUGGAGGUCGAGGUGGAGGUCAAGGUGGUCACGGUGUAGUUCCACCAGGUCCCGAUCCACAUCCCCCUGGUCAUCCUCUCAAUCCCGGACUCGAAAAUGUUUUGGGCCGACCCGAACAUAAUUUCCGCUCGGAGACUCCCAUGUUUACUCCCGCUGGAGGUUGGCGCGGUGGGAGACCUCCAUGGGAACAAGAUAAUUUAGCUGCAUGGAGAACGGGACGGGAUCCCUUGACUGGUGGUUCGAGUAAUCAAUUCCAACAUAUGGAAGGGGAAUAUCGAUCUCCAUGGCUUAAUGUGCCGGAUCAGGAUCAGCUUGUGGAAGCAACUAUUGAUCCAUGGGAUCUUAUUGGGGGAAUGGAUGCGAUGGCACCCGUGGUACAACAACCAGUUAUUCCGCAGAGGGAAACACAUUGGCAAGGACCUCAACCAACGUCUGUUCCAUUGAGUCAAGUUUUUGAGAGUGAAGCAAGAGAUUGGAGGAGUGGAAAUCCACCGACGAUGCAAGAGCAAAGAGGACUUCAGAGGAUCAUGCCGCAGAAUCCAAGCUAUGGAGGUCAGAUGGGAGCUUUCAUGGCUUCUGGGCCGUAUUUUCCCCAGGCAGGAUAUCAACAAUUCCAUCAACCACAACAGCAGUACCCUCAAAACGAUAUACAGAAUGCAACUUAUGGACAAGGUAUACAUGCCCCAAGAAUCCCAAAAGGUCCCACAUAUCAACAACUGUAUCUUCCAUUACCACCGGGAGGCACGGUAUGGGAACAGCAAGGACUCAAACGACCACCUGGCCCACUAACCUGGAAAGAUACACGAGCCUAUUCCCCCGGACCAGAUGGGGAUUUUGAUCCCUUCAUCGUCGAACAACUCGAAACCGGUACUUAUUCCCCCUGGUUAACUGAAAUCGCCGCCAAUAUCGAAGCGAUAGAUGAACGACCCAAACAACCCUGGGAAUCCAUGACUGCAUGGCGAGCUCGAGUUUUAACGUCUCGAAAAGCAAUUGGGGUCGAAUCUUCAGAAUUAAGGAGACGUCCAUAUUCAUUUCCUACGACGGCGAAACUAGCGGGUGAUACUCCUGCACAGCUUAAAGCUCGAACGGCUGCUCGUCGAAAAGUUAAAAUACAAUGGGAAAAAGAUAAGGAGAUUCAUAAGAAUAAAAUGGAUCAUACACAUAAAAAUUUCGAUCCAGAAUAUGCGACGCAAUAUCGAGCUGAAAAGGCAUGUCGACAAUUGGAAAACGCUAAGAGCAGAAAGACGGCUUUAUUAAUUGCCAGACGCAUUGCCGAGAGAGAUCAUCAACCAAGACCUGUAACACCGGAAUUACCAGAGGAUAGUAGUGAUGAGGAUCUUCCAGCUAUGCCUCCUAGAGAUAGAACUGGUGCGCUUGCAGCUCCUGAUCCUAAACCCAAACGCUCUCGACCUUGUGAUCGCUGUAGAAGUAGUGGAGAAGAAUGUAAAUUACCUCGGGCUAGUCCUACUGGCAAACCUGCAAGUGGAACUACUGGUGGAACUGCAGGUGGAGCUCCAGGAGAAUAUACAGCUCAACGAUCAGGACUCGCACGAACAGCCAAACGUUGUCUAUAUUGUACACACAUGAGAAAACCAUGUACAUUAGUAGCAGGAUCACCUCGACCUUGUGAUCGCUGUAAGCAACGCGGGAUAGUGUGCGAGAUAACUCGGGAUUUGGAAGAUCCCAAUGCGCCCAAACCGGCAUGGAAAUUGAAACCACAGAAACCCGGUCCCAAAAAAGUGAGUGAUCCGGAUGAAUUUUCGGAUUCAGCGAUGGAUCUAGAUGAAGAUGAAGAUGAAGAUGAUGGAGAACCAAUUACGGCUCAACAGAAAGCUAGUCUUUCCCGAAAGAAAAGAGCUGCAUUUAAUCAAAGAUCAAGAAGACGUUCCUUUUCCAGCCGUCGACGUCGAAGUGCCAGUCCCGAAGUGGGAAAUGCUCCUAGUAUUCAAUGUGCGCCUUGUAAAGAUCAAUCUCGUCCUUGUGAUGGAGAACGUCCUUGUGGAACGUGUAAACUUAAUGGGACAGUAGAUAUGUGUAAUCCGGUCUCUUACUUUUCGAAAUACAGAGAACGGGAUUAUCAAGGAGCAAGAGGUACUUUACAACGUGCUGAUGAUGAGGAGGAGGAUUUAGAUCUUUCGGUACCGGAAAGAGGAUAUAAUGAUGUUAACACUGAAUGGGAUAAACUAGCUUCGAAUUUCGAAGAAGCAGAUCAAGCAAUUAAAGAUAUGGAUUUGGGACCUAUGAUGAAUUACAGUUCACAAGUCAUCAUGGAUUCAUUCGAAGCUGGACAUCAAAAUAGUUUUUUCUCACAAAAUGCAGAAAAUGAGAUUCCUCCUAUGGAACCAUAUAAACCCGAUCCAGAUGGUCCAUCAUAUAAUCGUGUCGCUACAGUCACGGAACCAGAUGCAUCAUAUAAUAGUCUUGCGCCAGGAGGACCAGAAUUUUUAUCCGAACCAUUUGGGGAUGUGGCACAUUAUGCUGCUAUGACAUUUGAUGGAGAAGGAAUCGAUUUCAGUACACCUAGGAUUUCACCUCAAUAUAGUGUUGAAAGUCCUGAUGUAGAAAUGCUUGAUUUAGAUGAUGUUCUCAAUUCAGUCGAAGAACAUCGAUCUGGAUUCGAAGUGGUUGUUCAAGAAAAACCAGAUCCCGAUCCAAGACUUCAAAUUCGUCCUCUAUCCGAUUAUCGACAAGAAUGGAAACAAGAUUUGAAAGGAAUUCUUAAAAAUAAACAUUGUGAUGAACUUAUCGGAGUCGAUAUUUGUUUCAAAUCUCCAGCAAAACAUUGCGAUUAUCUUCAACAUGGUAUUGAAGGAGGUGAUUGGCAUACUUGUGUAUCUUGUCACAAAGAUCAAAAUGUUCGAGUGUCAGAUUCCCAAUCGACACUUAUUGAAUACACCAAAUUGUACUAUUGUGACGUGUGUGCGGCUGAACAAAGACCACGAACAAGAGGGGUGAAAAUGGGUGCAGCUUUCAAGAAAGAAUACUGUACAUGUACAUCUCAGAUGAGAAAAUCUUGGUUAUGCAAUACUCAUCGGGAUGAAGCUAUUAGGGAUGUGACGGAAAGGGCUCUAGCUGUGAAGAAUUGGUUGUCUAGAAAAGGUUUGUUGAAAUGUAACGGGUGUGAUAUGAGACAUCUUGGUUAUAGGUCGGGUAUGUGGGCUUGUGCUUCUUGUAAAGAUGUUGUAUAUGCUUAA
Botrytis sinoallii is the source of this 3228-nucleotide messenger RNA. RefSeq lists its product as uncharacterized. The transcript has 2 exons. The record is from RefSeq and is a predicted model, not a curated record. NCBI's taxonomy places the organism in Eukaryota, Fungi, Ascomycota, Leotiomycetes, Helotiales, Sclerotiniaceae. The coding region runs from base 1 to 3228 and encodes 1075 amino acids.